Rattus rattus (black rat) is the source of this 1411-nucleotide messenger RNA. It is a transcript of the gene Dmrt1, whose product is annotated as doublesex and mab-3 related transcription factor 1. The transcript has 5 exons. Bases 102 to 1226 code for a protein of 374 amino acids. Gene Ontology annotation, biological process: sex differentiation; regulation of transcription by RNA polymerase II. The record is from RefSeq and is a predicted model, not a curated record. Lineage: Eukaryota; Metazoa; Chordata; Mammalia; Rodentia; Muridae. Gene Ontology annotation, cellular component: nucleus. Gene Ontology annotation, molecular function: RNA polymerase II cis-regulatory region sequence-specific DNA binding; DNA-binding transcription factor activity, RNA polymerase II-specific.
AUUUGGACUACGGUCCAGCUGCGGUGCACCCGCCUCCUGCACUCUUUCUAGGGAGCUAAGCAGCCUGCUGGCUGGAUCCGUGAGCAGGGGGACGAAGCUCCAUGCCUAACGACGACGCAUUCGGCAAGCCCUCUACACCGACGGAGGUUCCUCACGCUCCCGGGGCUCCGCCGCAGGGCAAAGCCGGGGGCUACAGCAAAGCCACAGGGGCGAUGGCCGGAGCAGCCGGGGGCUCCAGUGCGGGGGGCAGCGGAGGUGCCUCCGGCUCCGGGCCGUCGGGCCUGGGCUCUGGAAGCAAGAAGUCCCCGAGGCUGCCCAAAUGCGCUCGCUGCAGGAACCACGGCUACGCGUCGCCGCUCAAGGGCCACAAGCGUUUUUGCAUGUGGCGGGACUGCCAGUGCAAGAAGUGCAGCCUGAUUGCCGAGCGACAGCGGGUGAUGGCCGCGCAGGUGGCCCUGAGAAGACAGCAGGCCCAGGAAGAGGAGCUGGGCAUCAGCCACCCCAUUCCACUGCCCAGCGCAGCAGAGCUGCUGGUCAAAAGAGAGAAUAGUGCCAGCAACCCGUGCCUGAUGGCUGAGAGCAGCAGCUCGGCCCAGCCCCCACCGGCCAGCACCCCAACCCCCACUGUCUCAGAGGGACGCAUGGUCAUCCAGGAUAUCCCUGCUGUCACCAGCAGAGGGCACAUGGAGAACGCACCUGACCUGAUGUCAGACCCCGCCUACUACAGCAGCUUUUACCAGCCGUCUCUGUUUCCUUACUACAACAAUCUGUACAACUACCCCCAGUACUCCAUGGCCUUGUCUGCUGAGUCCUCCUCAGGGGAGGUGGGAAACCCCCUUGGGGGAUCCCCUGUGAAGAACAGCCUGCGUAGUCUCCCAGCACCUUACGUGCCUGCUCAGACUGGAAACCAGUGGCAGAUGAAGACCUCAGAGGGCCGCCACCCAGUGAGCUCCCAAUACCGGAUGCACUCAUACUACGGGCCUCCCUCCUACCUGGGUCAGAGCAUGUCCCAGAUCUUUACCUUUGAGGAAGGCCCCUCCUACUCAGAAGCCAAAGCAAGUGUGUUCUCGCCGCCCAGCAGUCAAGAUUCUGGCUUGGUUUCCCUCUCCAGCAGCUCUCCGAUGAGCAACGAGAGCACGAAGGGAGUUCUGGAAUGCGAGUCUGCGUCCUCUGAACCUAGCAGCUACGCCGUCAACCAGGUCCUGGAAGAAGAUGAGGACGAGUGAGCCGCGGGGGCGAGCCUGGGGGCGACUCAGUUCACAGGGUAUUAGGAGGCUUGUUUUGUUAAUCGGCAGGGUUUGUUGUUAUUUGAAUCGGUUGUACUGGCUCUGUCCAGUCAGAAGUUUGGUUCACGUUAGAGUUAGGUUAAAACCCUUGUAACAGUGUAGGAUCCCAGACUACCAUCUGCGAG